AUGGCCAUCCGAGGCCUCAGCUUGCCACCAGGCCGGCGCCUCGUCCACCACCGCCUGCUCUGUCGCGCCUUUUCCACCCACCCCCGCCACAUUGCCGUGCCGUGUGCUUCGGACGACCCCAUCACCAUCAGCCUCUAUCACGAACGACAACAUCCUCGAUGGACCCCUUUGCUGCUCUACCUGCCGCCAAGCGGUGCCGUCGAUUCCGCCCCGCUGCCCGACUUUCUUCGCCGCCAGAAGCUCUGCCCUGUCGCCUCGGUGCCCUAUCGCUGGGCCUGGCCGCCCGACCGGACCUACGAGACGCUCCAGACCGAGUACGAUGACACAUUGAACAAGCUCUCGGACAUGCGGCCGUCCCGUCUCUGGCCUGCUCCUCUACACGACGUCCUCUUUGGCUACGACUGGCUGCGCAAGAACCUGCGUCGUCCCAUCCUCGUCUACGGCGAACAUCUCGGCGCCGGCCUGGCCGCCUCUCUCGCCCUGACCGAGUCCUUUUCCUACAAACGCACCUCUGUCCGUGGCCUCGCCGCCUACAACGGCAUCUAUGACUGGUCUGUCUUCAUCGACCGCUGGAGCCGCGUCCAAACCUACAAUCGCCAAAAAAACAUCAAGAUGAACGCUGCCACACUCAGCUCCAUCGACCCCGCUCCUUUUGCCCUUCCGCUCUUGGACGAACUCUUUGUCCGCCCGCCCGACUUGCUCGACCCUUUUGCCAGCCCGGACCUCUUCUUCCUCUCCAUCGGCCCCGUCCUGCUGCCUGACGCCUUCCAUCCCCAGGACGUGCCCAACGUCAGGCCCGUCGUUCCCUUCGAGUCCGUCAAGUCACAUCGCAUCCACCUCGACUAUCCCCACCGAGACACUCUGCUGGACAUCCCGGCCGCCCUGCUGCUGCACGACGCUGCCGACGAAACCGAUUUCGACCCAGAUAUACCCACAAACAAGUCGUACGCCAGCCAGGCCGCCGAGCUCGGCGAACUGAUGCGCCGCGGCAUCCGUCGUAUCGCUUGGGAGGAAAACCUGGACCUGAACGACGGACCCAGCACGGAAGAGGUCGAGGCCGCUGCUCGCGCUGCAGAGCUCCAUGUUCGCGUCCUUGGCGUCGACCCCUCUGAUGACGGCCUUGACCGUCGUGGACAGGAUGCGCUGCUCGCCUGGAUCGAAGAACAGAUCCUUCAUUGUGCCAAGCAACGAGCAGAAGCUAUUGGGCAGACGGACGAUGCAGAAGGAUACAGUUUAGGAUGA
Grosmannia clavigera kw1407 is the source of this 1242-nucleotide messenger RNA. RefSeq lists its product as uncharacterized. The coding region runs from base 1 to 1242 and encodes 413 amino acids. The transcript has a single exon. NCBI's taxonomy places the organism in Eukaryota, Fungi, Ascomycota, Sordariomycetes, Ophiostomatales, Ophiostomataceae. The record is from RefSeq and is a predicted model, not a curated record.